AGUGGUAGUUGCGGUCAAUUGAACUCGGAUCAGGUGGACAGUCAGCUGACUUUUGCACAAGCAGGAAGGGGAAGUCGCAGACUAGUCAUGUCAAACAGUUAAUACAUUUUUGUGCGUUUCUUUUAUUUAAUAGACGAAGGCUUCAAACUGUUAAAAAAAAUGUUCGUUGGGGACGAUGAGGACGGAGACUUCUUGUCUCCCACAGGAGGGGCCAAGCUGGCUUCCCUGUUUGGAUUAGACCAGGAAACCAGUCAGGGGAACGAGUCAUUCCAGUACACAGCCCCCAAACAGCCUAGAAAGAGCUCCAACCAAGCUCCAUCCAAUCAGAAGCCAGCUCUACAACCUGGAGCUCCAGCAGUAUUAUUUGCAACAGCAGUCCAAGCCUUCAGAUAUAUUAAUGGACAGUACAUGAAGCAGGGAAAGCUGGGAGCUGCUGUGCUGGGCAACCAUACAACAAAAGAGUACAAGCUGCUUCUGUAUUUAAGCCAACAGAAACAAGUAACCUCUGCCAAGAUUCACGUGGGCUUUGCUUUCACGGUACAGCAAAACAAUUAUUGCACUUUUUAUGAUGACCAGAGGCAGAACUGGUCCCUUAUGUUUGAGUCAGAGAAAUCAGCUUCAGACUUCUGCAAAGAGGUAUGUUUAGCAAAAGUGAACAGCGCUGCGACUGUAGAUGUAGUGGUACUCCAGGACCUCAGUCUUGGUGAGGGCCAGUCAGUGGAGAAUGGAGACUCUGUGGAGGUGGUGUACACGGGCUGGCUUUUGGAGAACCACACUUGUGGACAGAUGUUUGACUCCAACCAAAACAAAGACAAGUUGCUGCGACUGAAGAUUGGAGCUGGGAAAGUGAUCAGAGGCUGGGAGGAAGGGAUGCUGGGGAUGAAGAAGGCAGGCCGUCGUCUCAUUGUCAUCCCACCCGAUUUAGCUUACGGAUCUAAGGGUGUCCCUAACCGUGUCCCGGCUAACAGCACUCUUAUCUUUGAAGCAGAGCUUCGACGGGUCAAGUUCUCAAAGGACAGUGGCUCUGAUCGGGCAAGUGCUGGCUCCAGAGACUCUGCUGCUCCUUCCCCAGCCCUCAGUAUUGAAAAUCUGGUCCCAGAGCCCUCAGCACAGGCCCCCUCUUCAGGUUCAGGAAGACCAGGGGAGCCACCACUUCGUGCAAAGUCAAACUCUCUGAGUGAGCAGCUGGCUAACCCAGAUGCUACUAAAGCCAAACUGAUUUCUCGGAUGGCAAAAAUGGGCCAGCCCAUGCUGCCGUUUCUGACAGGGGCGGCCAGCCAGCCAGAAUCCAGUGACUCUGAGCUUGAGGACACCAGUGGCAGCAGAGCAAAGGAUCAUCCCGUAGUUUCAUCUCCAGUGCCGAUCACCACUGCUCCUGCAGCUGCUGCACACGUACAUCCUCAUCCUCAUGCUCCUCCCACCUCCGCCUUACUUCCUGUUAUGAGCACUGUGACAGCACAGCCUGGACUGCCAACCAGCAGCCACGCGUUCCAGACUCCACUGCAGCCUGUGGGCCAGGUCUACCCUGCACCAGCUGUCCCAUACAUGGGCUCUGGGGAUGUGACUUCCUUCUUGAUGACUGAGGCCAGACAGCAUAACACAGAGAUUCGCUUAGCUGUUGGAAAAGUAGGCGAUAAAGUGGAUCAGCUGGCUUCAAAGAUCGAUGAUCUUCAAAAGCAGGGGGGCCUUUCCACGGGUUUGUCUACUGUGUCGAUGGAAACCUCCAUGAUCUUGCACAAUAUCCAAAGAAUUGUUCAGGAAAAUGAGUGUUUAAAAAAAGAAGUGUUUGAGAAAAGUUCUCGCAUCGAGGAGCAAAACCGUAAGAUCGGAGAUCUCAUCAACCAGAACCAGAGGUACAUGGAGCAGAGUCACCUGAUGCUGGAACAGAGGAAUGACUCCCUCAAGUCGUCCAGUGAACAGAACCAGGCGAGACUGCUGCAGGCUGAGCAGGACAAACUGCAGUGCUGCUCUGAGGAAAAACUCCUAUUCACUGCUCUCUCUUCUCAGCAUCCUCUGCCUUUGGACCUGGGCUCUGGCCAGGUUCGUCUAACAGAGGACCUGGCUUCAGCGGCAGCGCGGGUGUCUCAGCUGCAGCUCGAAGCUUCAGCUCACCAGCAGAAGGCCGCGGAGCUGCAGGGUAAACUGAGCACAGCGCUGCAGGACGGUGAGAGCCGCUGCCAACGCGUCGCUGCCCUGGAAGCACAGCUGGAAGAGCUGAAGGAGGAGGCAGAGAGGGUUCAGACUCAGUACCGCUCAGAGAAACAAAGACGCAAAGAGACGGAGCUGAAAGUGAACACCAUGGAAGAGGAGCUGCAGGACCUGAAGACUGACAAGGAGAGCCUAGAACGAGCACUUUCAGAAAGAAAGAAGAAAUGGCAGGUGGAGCGUCAGCGUCGGGAUGAGGAGGUGGAGGAGCUCCGCAAGAGCAGCCAGCAGGAGCUCGACAACCUCCGAGCUCAACUUCGCAAGGCCAGGACCAGCAGUGACAACGCUGCAUCAGAACAGCUGUCUCAGCUGCAGGCAGAGCUUGAGCAGGAAUGGAAGGGCAAGUGUUCCCAGAUGUUGGCUUCAGCUAAAGGGCAGCACAGCAGAGAGGUGGCUGAACUAACAGAGCAGAGAGAGGGUCUGCAGGACAAGUUAACCCAGCUGCAGGAAAAGUUUACAGCUCUGAAGCAGCUGAGAGACUCAGAAGAACAUAGUCUGCUGCAGCAACACAAGCAUCAUGAGGAGUUGCACGCUCUUCAGGAAAAAUACACAGCCUUGGAGCAGCAGGGAGCGACUGUAAGACAGAAGCUGCGAAGACGAGUGGCAGAACUGGAGAGCAAACUGGAAGAGCAGGAGGCUUCUGGAGACACUGCAGCAGAGGUGAAGCGUGUGAUGAACGGAGUGUUCCACUCACUGCGAGGGGAGUUCGAUCUCACUGAAUCCUACACCGGCCAGGCUGUGCUGGGGGUCAUUGUCUCUACCAUUAAGAAUGUAACUCUGCAGCUCCUUAGUGCCAAAGGCGGGGCUGCAACAAGACCAAUUACAAAAGAGGAGGAAACAGCGGAGGAAGAGGAGAAAGAAGAGGUUGAAAAUGUGAAACAGGAAGAAGAACCUCACCAGAAUGUGCACAUAAAUGGAGAGACAGAGGUCAGAAAGGAAGAGGAGGAGGAGGAACAUGUGGCUGAUUCAGAUUCUCAUCAAGUCAGGGAGACUCGUGAGGAUCAGGAAGAAGCAGCUGAGGAGACGGUGUGUGAGUCAAACACAACAACUCAGGCAGAACAUUCACAAAGCACAGAUAUCCAUCCAGUUUCAACGACUGAACUCGAAUCAGAAGAGCUGACAAUAACGGCAGCACCAGGAGCAGAGUGCGAGGUACAGGAGGAGGAGGGGCAGCAACCUGCUCCUGAAAGCUCUGCAGAAGAUAAAGACACCAGCAAGUCUUUGGAUCCAGAUGAGCGUUCACCUGACGAUGGGCAAGAUGCUGUGUCAGAAAUGAACGCUGCAGUGACCAGUGAGGCAUGCGUGGACAGCGUGGAAGAUGAUGGAGAGGAUGUAGGAGAAAAAAAUGCUGCUUCUCAUAAAGCCUUUGGACCCCCAUCCAACCCGCCUCCACCACCGAGCGAACUUCAGGACACCUCGGGAGAGAACACAGGUCUGACUGGGAGAAUUGAUGAGGAAAAUGGAGAGGAGCCAUUUUUCCAGAACACAACUCCUGCCAAUCCCCCCGCAGCACCCAGCGAGGAGGAAGAGGAAGAGGAGAUGAGCCUAAAGGGGCGUCCACCACCUGCUCCCCUGUUUGGUGAUGACGAGGAUGAUGAUGAUCUGGACUGGAUGAACUGACAUGGAACCAGAGCACUAUUAGUCUGCGUCUUUUAAUUUCCAAAGCUACAAACACUGCAAGGUGUACCAGCUGUGUCUCCACGGUAGAGCCGUGAAGGUGAAAGAGAUGAACUGACUGAACAGAGGAUGGUCAGUCUAGCUCUGCAGCUCCGUGUGAUCCUGCUCAUUGAUCGGCUGCUGCAGACAAAGCAAAGCUUCAGCCUUGAAAGCCUGUAAUUAGAGGAAUCUAAUGAAAUGCCUUUCUGUACUUGUUUAAUAACAGUUGAUGAUGCAAUCAGUUCAGGCCCAGAUUUUAACAUGCAGUGUAGCAGAUUCACAUGCAGGAAUAAAUGAUUUCAGACUGUACUCGCUAAGUUUUUAAUCACAGUUUUAAAAACUGAACUUUUACGUACUUUUGUUAAGCUGAUAUUAAUUUCAAAAAAUAAAUGAUCAGAGACACGUGGCCUUUAUUGAC
Maylandia zebra (zebra mbuna) is the source of this 4279-nucleotide messenger RNA. It is a transcript of the gene fkbp15b, whose product is annotated as FKBP prolyl isomerase family member 15b. The record is from RefSeq and is a predicted model, not a curated record. Gene Ontology annotation, molecular function: peptidyl-prolyl cis-trans isomerase activity. Gene Ontology annotation, cellular component: growth cone. NCBI's taxonomy places the organism in Eukaryota, Metazoa, Chordata, Actinopteri, Cichliformes, Cichlidae.